AAACCAAUCAAACCGAUUUUAUCCAUUUGAAAACACACCUCACUUGAAACUAUACUCUCUCACUCCGCUCUCCACCGAGCGUCUCUUUCUCUCUCACACUAACCCAAAAUGCAAACACUCCAAACUCAUCAUCUCUUCACCAUCCCUCCACACAAACCUCCUAAAACCCUACCAAAACCCCACACUCCCCAAAUCCCUAAAUCCAACCCCUUCCAAUUCUUCCUCAAAACCCAUCAUCUCUCCACCAAAUUCGCCGUCAACUCCUUCAGCUCCGACGAAUUCCCGGUCGACGAGACCUUCCUCGAAUCCUUCAAACCCAGAGAGAAAGAACCCGAGGAGGAAGCUCGACGCCGCAAUUGGGUAGAGCGAGGAUGGGCUCCUUGGGAGGAAAUCCUCACCCCGGAAGCCGAGUUCGCACGAGCAGCCCUCAACGAAGGCGAAGAAGUGCAACUCAAAACCCCCGAAGCCAUCGAAGCUUUCAAGAUGCUAAACCCCAAGUACAGAAAGAAGAAAAUGGAGGACUUGGGGUUGACGGAGGAGGAGUACUACGCGAAACAGUUUGAAAUUAAAGGGGAAAUUCCGGAGCCACUGAAGACGGUGUGGGCGGGGCCUUUGGUGCUCCGGCACGUACCGCCAAGGGAUUGGCCGCCGCCAGGGUGGGAGGUGGACAGGGAGGAGCUGGAGUUUAUUCGCGAAGCGCAUAAGUUACAGGCGGUGAGGGUUGAUUUGGAAGAAGUGGAGAGGGAGUCGAGGAUGGACACUGAGAGCUUGUGUUUGGAUCGAUACAAGGUGUUUCUGAAGCAGUAUAAUGAGUGGGUCGCGGCAAAUAAGGAUAGAUUGGAGGAAGAAUCUUAUAAGUAUGACCAAGAUUACUAUCCUGGAAGGAGGAAAAGAGGCAAGGACUACAAAGAGGGAAUGUAUGAGCUUCCAUUUUAUUAUCCAGGACAAAUUUGUGCAGGUAAAGUUACCACUUUACACCUUUAUCAAGGAGCAUUUGUUGACAUUGGAGGUGUCUAUGAUGGGUGGGUCCCUAUAAGACGUAACGACUGGUAUUGGAUUCGCCAUCACAUUAAAGUUGGUAUGCAUGUCAUUGUUGAAAUUCUGGCUAAGCGUGAUCCUUUCCGGUUUAGGUUUCCUAUUGAGAUGCGUUUUGUUGAUCCCAAUAUAGAUCACCUGAUCUUUCACAGAUUUGAAUCCCCACCAAUUUUUCAUCGUGAAGAGGAUUCAAAUCCAGACGAAUUACGUCGUGAGAGUGGAAGAUCUCCUAUUCCUAGAAAAGAUCCAGGAAUCAAAGUGGAAGAGGAACCUUUGUUGUCAAAUCAUCCUUAUGUUAAUAAGUUAUGGCAACUUCAUGUGGCUGAGCAAAUGAUUUUGGAUGAUAUGGAGGACAAUCCUGAUAAAUAUAAAGACAAAAUUUUGUCAGAAUUAACUGAUGAUGAUGAUUUUGAUGAAGAAAACAGUGUAGAAUAUACCAAAGCUUACUAUAAGAAAGCCUUAAUACCAAAAACAAUUUUGAAAACCAGUGUUAAGGAACUUGACUUGGAAGCUGCACUUGCUGAGCGUCAGCUACACAAUAAACUAAGAAAGGAAGCGAAAGAAAGAGGAGAAGAAUAUAAAGAUACCAAGAUGAGACGAAAUAUUGAAAUGGACGAAUAUGACUUGAUCCAUUGGCGUCGGUCAUUAGAGGAAAGGGAGGCUCUGAUCAGAGAUAUCAGCUGCCGGCAAGCCCUUGGCCUCCCAUUAGAAGAACCGGGAAGGUAUGUAGAUGCCAGUUAUUUUGGAGAUGAAUAUGAUCCUGCAAACCCUUUAUACCGGUACGACUACUGGGGAGAACCCAAGAAUUCAGAAAAGAGCAAGCAAGAGAGGAUGACAGAUGCCCACAAUAAAUCUAUUGUGGGCAAGGGAACCGUUUGGUAUGAGAUGUCUUAUGAAGAUGCUAUCAAUCAGCGGAUGCAAAAGGAAGCCCAGUCGAAAGGAGUAAUGCAGAUAGAGGUUGACGAAGAAGAUGGCACUGGUAGAGACCUAGAUGAUGAGGAUGAUGACGACGACGACUUUGAUUACAGUAUUCUGGGCGACCCUAAUGUGGAUUUUUCGAACCAACCUGUCGUUAAUGGGACUGAAUCCUCCAGAAUGUCAGAUGAAGGUAUGUUUGAAAAUUAGUUGUGUAGCAAAAGCAUAGCAGCAGCUGUAAUGUUUUUUGUACAGUAAUGUAUAAUAGUCGGUGAGAAGAAAAUAUGCGGCGAAACAUUUUUGCUGUUGAUAUGUCAUUUGUGAGUACCAUAAUUCUGAAUUAAGAGUAAGAUUACAAAAGAAUUUUGACCAACAAUUGCAAUUA
This is a messenger RNA of Cornus florida, 2335 nucleotides long. Its product is annotated as protein PLASTID TRANSCRIPTIONALLY ACTIVE 10. Gene Ontology annotation, cellular component: plastid-encoded plastid RNA polymerase complex; chloroplast. Lineage: Eukaryota; Viridiplantae; Streptophyta; Magnoliopsida; Cornales; Cornaceae. Gene Ontology annotation, molecular function: RNA binding. The transcript is spliced from 12 exons. The record is from RefSeq and is a predicted model, not a curated record. Bases 109 to 2160 code for a protein of 683 amino acids.